This is a messenger RNA of Selaginella moellendorffii, 1560 nucleotides long. RefSeq names its product pentatricopeptide repeat-containing protein DOT4, chloroplastic-like. Bases 121 to 1317 code for a protein of 398 amino acids. Gene Ontology annotation, molecular function: protein binding; RNA binding. NCBI's taxonomy places the organism in Eukaryota, Viridiplantae, Streptophyta, Lycopodiopsida, Selaginellales, Selaginellaceae. Gene Ontology annotation, biological process: RNA modification. The record is from RefSeq and is a predicted model, not a curated record. The transcript is spliced from 2 exons.
UUCUCGGACUUUCGCAGCUCUGGCCAAGGCUUGCUCGAACUUGGCGAUCAAGGAGGGUGGCGAGGAGAUCCAUGGACGAACUGUCAAGCUCGAGUCUCUGAGAAAAGUGCGCUUGUGAGCAUGUACGCUAAAUGCGGGAGCAUGACCGACGCUGGACGAGUUUUCAGCCGAGCUGCUCGUCUCGACGUCGUCUCGUGGAACUCUCUCAUACUCGGCUAUGCCGAGAACGGGGAAGAGGAGACAGCUUUGGAGAUCUUCACCACCAUUUUUGCGACAUGCUGUGAUCCGACGGCUUUGAGCUUCGUCGCUGCUCUCACGGCGUGCAUCAGCCUGGCUGCCAAGGAAGAAGCUCGAGUUAUCGAUGGAGGAAAGCUGGCCAAGAUCCGGUGCCUGGAGAGAGGAAUGGCUGUUCAUGCUCAAGCGUUGGAACUGGGUCUUGACACGGAAAGCUACGUUGCGAGCAAACUCGUCACCUUGUACGCGAAGUCUGGAACCUUGGCCGAUGCUUGGAGAGUCUUCACCACAAUGCCGAGUUACGAUCUCGUCUCGAGCACCGCGUUGAUGCAAGCCUGCGUUGACAACGAAGAACCAGAGCUGGCUCUCGAGAUCUAUGCUCUCUGCCACGAUCAUCGAGAGCUUCGUGGUCUCCAGAGCAGGGACGCUGGAGUCUUGGUCACAGCACUCAAGGCCUGCGGUGAUCUUGCGGCACUAAACGCUGGAAGACAGGUCCAUGCCGACGCUUGCCGGAGUGGAGUUGAGGAAAAUCCAGCUUUACGAUCUUGCCUGGUGGAUUUCUACGGCAAAUGCGGAUGCAUGGUGGAUUCACAGGUGUUCUUUGAUUCAUCCGCAACAAGAGACCUGAUAGCUUGGACGGUGCUCAUUGCCGGAUAUAGCUGUCUAGGGAACUCAGCACAGGUUUUCGAGAACUUUGGAAGGAUGAGAGACGAAGGUUUCCAAGCGGACGCUGCGACUUUGUGCUGCAUCAUCGCUGCUUGUAGCUGCUCCGGCCUCGUUGAAAAAGGCAACAAGUUUUUCGAUGCAGCGGUCUAUGAGACUGUGGCAGACCGAAAUUUGUAUCACUCGGCAAUCAGCAUGCUGGGCCGAGCAAACUUGUUCCAAGAGGCAAUUGGUCUGGUGGAGAAAAUGCCGUUUACGCCGACGUCCCGGACUUGGACAACGCUCCUUGGCACAUGCUCAAAGUGGAAUAACAUCAAGGUGGCUCGGUUUGCGUUUGGGAAGUUUUUGGAGCUGGAGGACAAGGGUGAUAGCUCGGCUUAUGUCCUCAUGGCAAAUAUAUUGGGGAGAGGUAAGCAUUGAGAGAAUCAGCUAAACUAAAGAGUAUGCCUAUCAAUAUUCAUGCGUCAGGAAGGACAUCUUGUCAUGCUUUGUGUCAAAACACAAGAUUUAGUUGCAACAGGACUAUUUUGCAGUCUCUUGGAACUCUUGAGAUAUGGGAGAAAUGAUGAUUUCAACAAAACGUUAGCAUCAUCAAUUAUAUGUAAUUAUCUUGAAAAUUUUGUGAAAAACUAAUUUUAUAUAUAAUAGAUUAUUAUUGUUCAA